UCAAUCGAGUAAACAAUAAGUAAAAUCAUGAGAACCAUAUUUGUCUACCUUCUCUUGGCAUACUAUUCCUAUCAAGCCUCUUGUCUAUCGAAUAAUGUGGUCGAUGAUACAAAUAUUAUUAAUGAAUUAAAGAUAACUGCUCGUUCUAUGAUUAAAGAUCUCAAUCAGUAUCAAAAUAAAUACCUAUCUGAUUCAAACCUCAUUUUAAAAGAAGUUCAAGACGACUCAUUGACCAAAACGAGCGGAACUAUGAAAUAUGUGACUAACAGCAUUAAGACUGCCGUUAAAGCAGUAAGUGUAACAGGAAAGGACGCAGCUUCUUGUCUUGAAGCCUGUAGAAUCAGCUUGAGGGAUGUAAACAAGUCAACAAAUAAAGAACUCGACCAAUGUUAUCAUGCAUUCUCAUUUUACAUCGAACCAAUUCUGAAAGAAAUCAGAAGCACUAUUAAGAAAGGCGAAAACAUUUUGAGUGACCUAGAAGACAUCACCAUAGGCUGUACUAAACAUGUUUCGACGGGAGACUGCUUAUCUGAAAAACUCGAUGAAGUUGAAAAGACCUUAAGAAAUAUGCAAGUUCAUAUAGCUGGGAUAAAAAGUACAGGGUCUUCCGCAAUGAACAAAGCAAAGACUGUUGUCACAUCCUGUAGUGAAAAAGCGGUGCGUUCAAUGCACGUAGAAGCUACGUUUAAAAUUCAACGAAAAGCGAAUGCCUGCGUAAGAAACAUUUACAAACAGGAUUAUUAAAGGGUCCGAUUCUGGGUUAAGUUUUUUCUUCAUAAAAAAGAGAAGCUAAUAAAAAAUUUUCUUUUCUUUUUUAUACUUUAUAUGUAUAUUAAGUAUUGUUACAUCUCCUAUGAGCAUGAAUAUAAAUUAAUAUGCUGUGUAUGUAGAUUAGAAAGAUUAUAACUUAUUUACCUUUAGAAUAUAUUUUUAUAAUAAAUCAUAUUUUAGCAUGCUCAUCUUUGU
Molecule: messenger RNA, 966 nt
Organism: Belonocnema kinseyi
Lineage: Eukaryota; Metazoa; Arthropoda; Insecta; Hymenoptera; Cynipidae
Exons: 4
Coding region: 28-744 (238 amino acids)
Source: RefSeq, a predicted model, not a curated record